Molecule: messenger RNA, 882 nt
Organism: Naumovozyma dairenensis CBS 421
Lineage: Eukaryota; Fungi; Ascomycota; Saccharomycetes; Saccharomycetales; Saccharomycetaceae
Gene: MRPS9
Product: mitochondrial 37S ribosomal protein uS9m
Exons: 1
Coding region: 1-882 (293 amino acids)
Biological process (GO): translation
Cellular component (GO): ribosome; mitochondrial small ribosomal subunit
Molecular function (GO): RNA binding; structural constituent of ribosome
Source: RefSeq, a predicted model, not a curated record
AUGCUUAUCAGGCAGCUAAUAACUAGGAGAGUUUGCUCUCCCUUGUUAUGGAAUAAUAAGACAUGUUUUUCGAGAUCUUUUACUGUCUCAGGAUUCUCAAAUGACUAUCAUAAAAAUACAGAAGCUAUAGACCCCUAUAAACGUGUUGUUCCUAAACUUUCUACGUUUUAUUCUGCGAAUCCAAUCCAUGAAGACGUGAUUAAUAGACUAGAAAGUCUUUUACGUAAAUAUAUAAAACUUCCCACUAUUAAAUCACAACCGAGUUCACAGCUGCAACAAAAGAGAACUUCAUGGUUGUCGUUUGAAGAUUAUGCUUUAAUCGGAGGUGGGACAAGAUUAAAGCCAAUACAUUAUACUCAUCUAUUAACGCUUUUAAACAGGUUGAAUAAUAUUGAUCCACAAUUGACUAAUGACGAAAUAAAAAUGAAUUAUCUUAUUUCUAAUAAAAAAAGUUCAAUUCAAGCAAAUCAAAAUGUAAUCAAAACGUUAGAUGAACUGGGGAGAAGUGUAGCCAUUGGUAGAAGGAAGGCUGCUUCGGCAAAAGUAUAUGUGGUAAGGGGUCAAGGAGAUAUCCUAGUCAACGGUCGUCAACUGAAUGAUUACUUUGUCGAAUUAAAGGAUAGGGAUUCCAUUAUGUAUCCAUUACGUGUCAUUGAUUCUGUCGGUAAAUAUAAUAUCUUUGCGACUACCUCUGGUGGAGGUCCAACGGGACAAGCUGAAGCUAUAAUGCAUGCUAUUGGUAAGGCAUUGGUUGUAUUUAAUCCGUUAUUGAAAUCGAGAUUACAUAAAUCUGGAGUGUUAAGUAGAGAUUAUAGACACGUUGAGAGAAAGAAACCUGGUAAGAGGAAGGCCAGAAAGAUGCCUAUGUGGGUCAAGAGAUAG